Messenger RNA from Alternaria atra, 1800 nucleotides. RefSeq lists its product as uncharacterized. Bases 1 to 1800 code for a protein of 599 amino acids. NCBI's taxonomy places the organism in Eukaryota, Fungi, Ascomycota, Dothideomycetes, Pleosporales, Pleosporaceae. The transcript has a single exon. Gene Ontology annotation, molecular function: protein binding. The record is from RefSeq and is a predicted model, not a curated record.
AUGUCCCUCUUCCGCACCCUCGACCGGACCUCUGCUGUCUCGAAUACCGCCCAUGCACGACCAUUCCUCGCCUUCCUAUACCCGAGUCCUGAGAAGAAUACGUCAAAGAGAAGAUUCAGCAAGAAGGCGAUAGACAAUGCUCGGCUACCCGAAAGGACAACUGCUCGCAUGGACACUUUCUUCAUCCAAGCAUUGGUGCGGGCGGGAUCGUGCCCAAAGCAUGCAAAGCACAUACACACUGUACGCGAGGUAGCAUCGGCGCCGCCAAAACAUCACGCAACGCGGAGAAAGAGCACGUGGAUGAAGCCUGAGAAGAAUGAGUUUGGCUCACAUCUAGAGCGCAAAGGCCCGCUCAAGAAAGUUCAAAGCUUCGCCGAGAAGGAACUUCAAGCCCUGAUAGACUACUACGGCAUGGAGAUUGACACCCGGCCUGAGGCAGCUGUUCCAGAUGACGGGAAGCUCGUCUGGAAUGUUGGUGAUAACCAUGAGCCUUGGCCCCUCCGCGAUCCAGCAGAUGCUGUGCACAUUGACAAACUGGAGACUCUGCUGAAGGACGAGGAGGCACCUCACGAAGAGGUAUUCGAUACCUAUAGGAAGCUGCAGUCGCCGGGCGUUGUGUAUCUCAAUACUGUCACUAUUCGAGCGCUGCUGCACCAUCUCGCUGUCGUCGAACGCCCCACACCUAUCGCAGCGCAACGCUUCCUCUCCAUCCUAGACGAUAUGAAGACCGCGCACAUACAUAUAAUUCGCGCGGAAUGGACAUCAGCUAUUCAUCUGACGGGACGCGCCAUGGGAGCCGUAUCCGAAGAGGACCUGCAAUCAACCCUUCGUAUUUGGCAAGACAUGGAGCACCGAGCUGGUCUAAAGGGUGGUUAUGUCACGUUCAACGUGCUCUUCAAUAUCGCUGUUAAAGCGGGGAAAUACUCGCUGGCCGAGACCUUCAUGAAAGAGAUGCAGGCUCGAAACCUGCCCAUGCAUCGACAUUACCGUGUAGCACUUCUCUACUACCACGGCGUUUUGCAAAACGGGAAUGCCGUUAGGAGGGCAUAUCUGGACCUUGUUUCGGCGGGAGACAUUGUAGACACUGUUGUCAUGAACGCGGUCAUAGCAUCUCUGAUGCGGGCUGGUGAGCCUUCAGCCGCUGAACAUGUCUUCGAGCGCAUGAAGCGUCUGCACGCCAUGAGGACCACCACCGCACCCGGUCACGCAUUUUUCAACCGCAACUGGCGCGAUCGUCGCUUCCUGGGCAUGCGAUUCAGAGACGAGUCGCGAAGACUGAAGAAACAGGGCAAAGACGAAGAAUUGAAGCAAUUACAAGACUUUGCGCCUAUCGGUCCUGAUUCUAGGACAUAUGGCAUCUUAAUUCGGCACCAUGCAGCAGUAGCCGGCAACAUUGACCGCGUGAACGAACUAUUACAAGAGAUGAAGUGGAACUCCGUCCCAUUCGAUGGCACCAUCUUCAUCGUCAUCUUCCACGGCUUCAACGCUUUCGGCGGCGUCCGCUAUACCUCGUGGACCGCCUCCCGACUCGAGAAGAUAUGGCAACAAUACCUAAAAUCUCUGAACGAAGACUUGGAGAGAACCUGGCUCUCCCGGCUCGCUGUCAUCGCAGCGCUCAGGGCUUUCGGCCGAUGUGCAACUCCAGAGAGGAUACUGAAGGCAUGGGAGGAGAUCCGCGAGUUAUGGCACCCAAACGAACAGGAGCUUGAGGCCGCGCUGAUGGUACUGCGUAAGCUAGUACCGAGUCAACUGGAUACGACACCCAGACCAGGGUUCUUCGAUGGAAGAAGACCAUCGUGA